AUGGGCUCGCACGGGACGCCACGCAAAUUCUCGGAAAAGAUCGCCAUCCUCCAGCGGAAACAGAAUGAGGAGGAGGACGCCUUUGCCAAGGUGAUGCGUGAUGUCCGGUCGAUCACCUCCAACGAUCCGGUGCCCGAGCAAAGUGGCCCCGGACAAAACCAGCAACUGCUGCCCGGGCAAUGGAAUCGACCUGGCGGUUCGCUGCCCAAUGUUCAUCAGAUUGCACAGAAUCAGCAACCUGGCCAAUGGGGAUAUUGGGAGGCGCCGGCAGUGAGUCAGCGAGGACGAUCUCCAACAGGGGCCCACUAUCAUCCCUAUCACAAACCAUCAAGAUCUCAGGAGCGCGUCCCGCCACUCCAUCACCACUACGCACCAUACGCCCCGGUGCCCCCUCAACAUCUACAGCCUCCCGAAUACGCCAACUUCUACCGCGCGCGUUCGGAUCCGAUGCUCCACUCCUCAGCACCCCACAUGCAUCCCGCAUAUUAUAAUGGGCCGCCCGGGUAUCCGAUGGGUAAUCCCGGUAUGGGCCCUCAGAUGAUGAACGGGGGCCAGGGCCAAAUGCAACAAAAUCCACAUAUGGGGCAACCAGGGCCAAUGGGAGGUCCCAUGGGCCAGCCGCCACCUCAGAUGUCCCAGCAGAUGAACGGACCACAGCCGCCCAAUUCCAUCAACAUGCAAUCUAUUCAGCAGGUUGUCCACCAAAUGCAGCCGGGAACGAGUAUGAUGGGACAGGGAAGACCACAGAUGGGAUCCCCAAUGUCCAUGUCACCAGCCACCACACCGCCCAAUCAAAUGCCGCAGAGCAACGUUCAGUCUCCAAUUGGGAUGAACAACAGCGUGCAAAAUUCUCCGAUGGGCUCGCAAAUGGGAUCGCCGCUUCAUCAUCCCCACAAUGGACACCAUGGAAUGCCCGGGUCGGGUCCGAUGUCGCCAAUUGAUGAUCAUCGGCUAAUGGAGCUGUGUACACCAUUCGAGGGAGGUGACGGGAUGGCCGGUUCCCUUCCGAACGUCUCGAGUAUGCCGCCCCACCAUCCACAACUACACAAUUGCUACCAUCCACCGAUCGGGCAACGCCACAGUACCGGCUGUGUACGGCUGAACGCACCAAUGGGAGGAGCGGCGGACACCUCACACUCAGCCCCGACGUCUCCUCAACAAUUCACCGAUCAGCCACAGCCUCCCCAAUGGCCUCCGCUACGUAAUUUCAGCAAUUCACCCGAAGUACACGACAUUCCGAAUAUCGUCCUCACGGGGGCCGAUGGCGGCGCCGGGGAACUCGAUUGUUUCCAGGAUCUGGCCGAUCUUCACCUUGACCCGACAGAUAUGCAAAUGUUAUGUGGGGGGAUGGCGCCGGAUCCGCUUUCCGAGACGCAACUACUCAAGAAU
Mesorhabditis spiculigera is the source of this 1389-nucleotide messenger RNA. The record is from the annotation of a GenBank genome assembly. Lineage: Eukaryota; Metazoa; Nematoda; Chromadorea; Rhabditida; Rhabditidae.